Molecule: messenger RNA, 2728 nt
Organism: Leptomonas pyrrhocoris
Lineage: Eukaryota; Euglenozoa; Kinetoplastea; Trypanosomatida; Trypanosomatidae
Exons: 1
Coding region: 173-2728 (851 amino acids)
Source: RefSeq, a predicted model, not a curated record
GAAAGUAACGUCAGCAAAAGGAAAAGGGAGACUGUGUUUUUUUCUUCAUCCUCUCAACACUCCUUCGUUUCCCUUCUCCACGCCUGACAGUGCGAUUUGUCUGGGUCACUACGCCGCGUCUCUUGGCUCGACUUUCCUUUCUCCUUCUUUUGUUGCCACCUCAGCACCCGAAAUGCCAGCGAAGAAGAAAGGUGCUCGCUCCAAGUCCGCGGGCGGUGCGGCGGCCAAAGGCGAUGCUGCUCAUGAUGCUCUGCUUCAGCGCCAGGCCGAAGAUAGGGAGUUCGUGCGCGGAAACGAAACGUCGCUGCGCCGACAGAUCGACGAAGAGGAACGUUCUACUUUCGAAGCGUACCGACGUCAAGAAGCGGUGACACGCCACCGUGUUGAAGAGGCGGUGCGCAAAGCUCAGUUCGAAGCCAGAGAAAACGAACUCGUGGAAGAGGUGAAGCAGAAGGCGGAGCAGUUGCAAGAGACGCAGGAGGCUCUGAGCAGACUGCAGCAAGCGAGCGAAUUGCUGCAGAGCGAAAAGGCCUCUGCGCUGCGCCGCAUCGCCCUCCUUUCCAAUGAGCUGGAGCUGGCUCAGGUCAACGUGGUCGAGCUGGAGCGGCGCGCCACCUCUGCUGAUCAAGGGCAUCGAGAUGCGCUGAAAAAGCUGGAAGGCGAGUUCGACGCGUUGCAACAGAAGUACCACGAGCUGGAGGCACAGUACGCUGCUCUGGAGUCACAAAUGGUCGCGAAAGCGUCGGAGGCGGCGGCGAAUGAAGAAAAGGCUGCAGCCGAGGAAGGACAGACACCAGAGAUGCCGCCUGGCGAGGCCGAGAAGGCCGCGCUGCUGCGUGUCAUGCAGACGGAAGUGGAGCGCUACAAGGCUACCGCGACGCAGCUGCAGGAGGAUCUCACGCACGCGCGCCGCGAGGAGGAGAAGUCGAACCUUCUUGUAGGCGUCCUGAACACGCAGCUGGAGUCUGUCCGCGAGGACAACAGGCGCUUGCACGAACUCUCGCUGAAACGUGCGUCGGAGGUCGAGGCGGCAGGGCAGGUGCGCCGUGAGGCUCAGGAGGCCCGGCGGACCGCUUUGGCGGAGAUGGACCAGGCUCUUUCCACGGCGGCCGUGCAGCAGCGCCAGCUACAACUCGAGCUGGAUGUCCAUCGCAAGGAGGCGGAGAAGCUUGCCAAGGAGCUUUCUGCCCUCCGCGAGGAGCACGCGGCUCUCACCGAGGAGCUGGCGCAGUUGACUCAAAAGGCAGCUCAGCAGGCGCAGUCGGAUCUCGCCACGAAUGUCGCCAUGCAGGCCGAGCUGGCAAACCAGAAGAAAGACCUCGAGCUCGCGUUGAAGGCGAAGGCGGCCGCGGAGGAUGAAAAGUUCAACCACAAACUCCUCACCCGCGCUGAGAUCGAGAGCCUCAAGGCGCGCCUGCAGCGGCUGCAGGAGACGAUGGAGCGCAACGAUCGUGAGUCCUUCGAGACGAUCACCGUGCUGCGGGCUGAUGCGGCGAAGCAAGAGUCGAUGAGUGAGCAGGAGACCAAAGAGCACCUGGCGGAGGUGACCGACUUGCACGAAAAACUGUUGUUGACUCUGAAACAGAACGAAGCGCUGCUCAACGCGCUGGAUACGCUCCAGAAAACCUCAACGCAGCGAGAGCACGACUUGUAUGAGCAACUGACAAGCAUCACCGCCCACCACACGACUUCAAGCGAAGAGCUAGAGCGGCUCCGCACCUCCGCCACGCAAAAGGAGGCAGAGUACACGCACAACUUCGUCUGCAUGAACGCCGAGCGCGAAAACCUGAGAACAAAGCUGAACGAGAUGACGGAGGCUUCCGCCGAAUACACGCGCAUGCACAGCGAAACGGUUGAGCAGAUGCGCAUGCAAAUGGAGGAGUUGAAGAGUCGCCUGACUGCGGAAGCGGAGGCGCACAAGUCUGCGUGUGCGAAGGAGAGUGCGAGGGCGGACGUGGCGGAGCGCAACACCCACCGACUGCAGGACCACGUACGUGACCUCGAAUACAACGUGCGUCUCGGCAACGAAUCGCACGACGAGGCGGUGAAGACCCUGCAAGCGGAGAGCCGCGAUCUGCGCAGCGAGCUGAGCAUUGCCAAGCGCACAAUCGUGCGGCUGGAGAACGCGCUGGGCGAUUUGGCCAGUUACCGCCAACUCACGGAGCUGAAUGACAGGCUGACAAAAGACUAUGAGAAGGCACAGCAGACCAUCACAGCGUUAAACGGCAAGGUUGUGCUGCUGCAGAAUGAGGCUGAUACGAUGGGCGGCUACACGGUGCGCAAAGCUCAGGAAGAAAAAGAGCAGCUCACUCGGCGUCUUCGACAGGUGGAGCGCCGCUACAAGCUCAUGGCACCUCCUUUUAACCAACUGCGCUCGUUUGCGGAGUCGCGGCUGUCCCCAGCUUUGCAUACGGAGCUCAUCGCUGCGCUGGAGGCAUUCGAUCAAGAGUCAGCUUUCAUCUCAAAGUACGGUGUCACUGACGGUACGGUGACAAACGAGGUGAAGCCUUCCGAGAACAAGGCGGCUGCUGAAUCAGCGGCGGCGGAAACAACUGACUUUGUUUCAACGAUCCCAUCAGUGGCGAAGCCUCGUCUUCCGUCCGCACCACAGACAGACGAAAAGGCGCGCUACACAUUACGCAAGCCUCAGUCGAUUCGGAGUGGAAUCAUUGCGGCGAGGACAAAUGCAGCUGCAGAGUCGCGGGAUCGGCUCCCAGCUAUUGCUUGA